This is a messenger RNA of Hylaeus volcanicus, 8896 nucleotides long. Its product is annotated as lachesin-like. Lineage: Eukaryota; Metazoa; Arthropoda; Insecta; Hymenoptera; Colletidae. The transcript is spliced from 9 exons. The record is from RefSeq and is a predicted model, not a curated record. Gene Ontology annotation, cellular component: neuron projection. Bases 1027 to 2298 code for a protein of 423 amino acids.
GGGAGUAGCGGCGGUGAAGUGGCGCGAUCAGAUGCUGAGUGAACAGGAGAAGAGCGACGAGAAGUGGAGCGACCGGAAACGGAGAAGGAUGAAGAGGCCGAAGCCGCGAGUUCCGCGUCGCGGAGGGCUGCCAGGUAGUCGCACGUGGAGGCGGAGCGACGCCGCGCGUCGCGUCGUGCCACCGACGCCGAGCGUCCUGCCCCCAAAGCCUCGGGUGGGGAGUCGUGGUGAACGCAGUUCUCGACGGAUCACCGAGAAGGUGUAACGGCGUUGUCGUUGUCGUUCGCGAAUCGCGACGAACCCUUCGCGAAGCCACGUGAUCAACCUUAUCGUCGGUUAUCAAAGUCGUCGAAAUCGCUCGCUCCAGUUCUAUCUCACCCCUAGCUCGAGAAACGCUACCAGACCUAAACGUACAUCAAUUAGAAUAGCCAAACUCCACAGUCCUAAUCGCGAUGCCCAAACGGGGAGCAUGACUGAUCGACCCUCCGAUGCUGACAGGGGAUCGACCCGAGAGUCUCGAUCGGCUUGAAUCUCUCACCCGUGUGUCUACGAUCUUAUCUCUUCCGAAUGUGAUUGGUGCUUUUCUCGUUUCGUUCCUCGUACGAUAAGGAUCCUGCGCGCCGGACGCGAGCGUGCGUUGAGUUUCUCGUCGCUUUUCGUUGAUUGUUUCCUGUAUACGCGACCUUGCUUUGUUUCUUUAGCAUCGUUAGAGGGUGUUACGGACUUGGACAUGCUGGGGAGGCGCGGUUGAUCGGACACGUGAUUCUUGUGCGGUACUCGUGGACGGGCGUCGUGCAGUGUCUAAAGGUGUUGAAGGUGCUUCUGGAACCAAUGACGGGAUAAGCAUGACACCGUUGGUGGGCUAGGUGACGUCGUCAAUCCGGGGAGCUUCGGGGUCGAGGAGAUCUUAGAUAAGGCAUGCUAUGCGUCAGGAGACCGGAAACAGAGGUCCCCACGGAAGAUGACAGGGUUAAGUAGAUAAAAGGAGUAGCUGGUUCCAUCGACGGACGAUUCAUCGCGUUUCCCAUGCAGUGCACGAUGCUCUGCCAUCGCGCCCUUGUCGUUCUCUUUGCUGUCAACGUGCCAAUCGUGACGGGGCUCGAGCCAGACUUCGUUUACCCGUUGGAGAACGUAACGAUCCCGCAGGGUCGAGACGCUACCUUCACCUGCGUGGUGAGCAACCUCGGUGGAAACCGGGUGAGUCCUUCCUCCUCCGCGAGCGGAGAUCACUCAGGCAGCGCCAAGGCCCGGGUGGCGUGGAUCAAAGCGGACACCAAGGCGAUCCUGGCGAUUCACGAGCACGUGAUCACGAACAACGCGCGUUUAUCGGCGACUCACAAUGACUACAACACGUGGACGUUGAACAUUCGCGGGACACGCCGCGAGGAUCGAGGGAUUUACAUGUGCCAGGUGAACACGAAUCCCAUGAAGAGCCAGAGCGCAUUUUUGGAAGUGGUGAUACCGCCUGACAUAAUAUCCGAAGAAACCUCGAACGAUCUAAUGGUACCCGAGGGUGGAUCUGCGAAAUUGGUGUGCAAAGCUCGCGGAUAUCCAAAACCUGAUAUCAUCUGGAAACGAGAAGAUGGCGCCGAGAUCAUUUCCCGCGCUGCACUCACCGGUGGGAAAACAAAAAUAGCCAUCGCCCAGGGUGAAACGCUGAACUUGUCGAAAGUAACCAGAAGCGAGAUGGGCGCAUACCUGUGCAUCGCAAGCAACGGAGUACCGCCAUCAGUCAGCAAACGGAUGAUGCUGCACGUGCACUUUCACCCGAUGGUUCAAGUACCGAACCAGCUAGUUGGCACACCAAUUGGUACCGACGUCACGCUGGUUUGCCUCGUGGAAGCUUCCCCAAAGGCCAUUAAUUAUUGGACACGCGAAUCAGGUGAAAUGAUAAUUACAAAUAACAAGUACAACAUGUCGGAGAAGAAGAUAACCGUGUACAGCGUUCAAAUGCAACUGGUGAUCCUAAAUGUGCAGAAGCAAGAUAUAGGUGGUUACAAGUGCAUCUCGAAGAAUUCGAUCGGCGAUGCUGAAGGCAACAUUCGACUUUACGACAUGGACCUGCCGAAGCACUCGAAGAAAAUUGGCGAUCGUCGAGGGGACAUCGACGGCCAGGAAUCGAUCGGCGAUCGAGAUCACAGACUGAAUAACGUGUACCAGGGUUCCUUGCGGGAAACGGGGUCAACCUUGGAACCAUUUUUCGACGGUGACGGCGCAUCCGCAUCGUCGUACGAAACUCUACCAUCCGCCACUUGUAUCCUUCUGAUAGCAUCGUGCCACCUGUUUGCUUUGACGUAAGAGAAAAGAAUGUUAAGAUGCGCCAGACGAGCGAAACGAGGCGUCUACUUCUAAGACGAGAGCUAAUGGUUGUUUUUAUCGUGUCGAUGACUGACGAACUCUUUGCUGCGUUAACCGAUCGAUAGUGAAAGAAACCAAGUCGAUUGAAAGUAUCGUUUUGUGUGAUUCUUAUCGAGAUUAUAUCAUUCAUUUGAUAUUCCAUCGAUGAUACCUGGUCGUAAUGUUAAAUUAUUCUUGUAAGAAAUUUGAUUAAGUUCAAAAUUUAGUUUGAACAAUUUAUUCGGGGCAGUUAUUCUUUUUUUUAUGUCGAGAUAUUCUUAUCGUUCUUCGUAACGAGGAAAGGAUAUUUGUAUAAUCUAGUUGUAUAUCAUAUUUUGUUUGAGCUUUGUAUUGUUUCUAACUGCAUAAUCUGUUGUAUUUGAUUCAAUUUUUUUUUUUCAAAUUUUAUGUUAAAAUGUAGCGUAGUUUAUGUACGUUUAUUAUGUUAAUUAAUUUUGUUAAUUUUAUUGUUAUUCGUUGACGCAAUAAAUUUUUUAGAAUCGUAUAAUUUGACGGAGUUUUGUUUUGUGUUGACUACCCUCCGAGGAAAAUAAACAAAUUUAAAUUAGAAGGUGUAAGAAAGUUUUGAUAUCUCACCCCAAACAAUUUUUGGAUACUUUUUUCACGGCGCCAACGUUGGAAAUAUGUAAACGGCACGCACGUAACCUUUCCUGUGUGCACGACGGCUUAGCAAGUAAUGAAUUUGAAUUUUUCCAUUGCCAGAGUGAACGUUUUUAUCUCCCCCCAAUUAAGGAGACACGUCUCGUUAGAGCAAUUUUACCAUCCACCUGUUACUCGGUAAUCUACUUGACCCGUGUGCAAAUCCACACUUCAAUGCAGCACUCGUGAUCUUUCAGCGAAAGAAUGAGACCGAAGAGAAUAUUUUAAAGUGGUUUUAAAUAUACCAGGUGUUACAUAAAUCGUUAAUUUAUUGUAGUUACUUUGAUAAUGAAUAUAAUUGAUUAGGUUUCUUUCGAGUUAAAUUUCAGGGUCGAGUGCGUAUCAAAUAACAUACGAAACGAUUAGAAAUAACUUAUCCAAAGAAAACGCUUUAUAUUUAACAUUUCUUAAGGUACGUACUACAACUUUCAGAAUUAGAAUAGAACACAUGAAAUAAUAGAGAGUUGUAGAAAACAAAAUUAAAAAAAAUGUUUGAAGUGCCAAGGGUUAAUGUCGCCUCCCCAAUCUUUCAUUUUCGAAUCAUUAAUCCUCAGCCAGCUUUCGAAAUUUAAAGCCAACUUCGAACGAUUUACACUUAGCUUAAAAAAAGUUUGACGAAUAGACCCACAUUAACUUUUAAAGCGAGAGUAUCCCUCGAGCGCACUCGUCCGAUUUCGUUUAUUGGUAGAGGUAAACGAUACCUUGUUUAUUCAGAUUAAAGCGAUCGACGUUUACAACGCCAUCCACGGCAACGGCAUUAUAAACCGCGAACGUGAAAUUAAUAUUCUAACGAAUAUCGGAGAAACGUAACGGUAACGAAGAUCGUCGCGAAUCUCGUCGUGUCGAACAAGUCCAACGCGCGAUUGUCCCUAGGCUUAACGAGAUAUCUCGUUAGCACUGCAUGUUCGACCGUGGUCUCUCUUUCUCUCCCUUUCUCUCUGUUCAACAUGGACCGUCGAUUGUCUGAUCUGUUGCAAUGAUAGAAUUAUUAAACCCCCAGACACGGUUUUUAUUUCCGACACUCUUCCCAUCUCGUGUAUCUCUGUUCUUCUUUCGCUCAUUCUGUUGACGUGACGCAUUAUUACGAUCGCUGACGAGAGUAUCAGCAAUCUUGAUAAAUAUACACGUCGGUGUAAUCCAGUUACGUGAACGUUGCUCGUCAUCCCGCGCAUUUCUUUCGCGUUAUUAAUGAAAAUCGGGGAAUCGAUAACGUUCUGGACAUGGAUGAUCAAAACGGAGAACUUUUUAUGGGAAUUAUUCCGAAGCAUCUUAUUGUUUCUUAACAUAAAUAGGAUAAUUUUGUAGCUGGUCCAUUGAUUGAUGUUAAUAAUGGAAUAUUAAUUGCAGAGGUUGUUAAAAUUUAAGAGAUUUUGUUUAUAUGAAUAUCUUGUGCACUAUACUUGUGACGUAGGUAUCAUCGAAGGAGAAUUCUACUUUUAUUUGAAUGACUUUUGGUACGAAAUAAUCCAUACAUAUCCAUACAUAUCCCUGAUUCAUUAUAGGUACUAGUAUGCUUUUACAUUUUUAAGCAACGGUUAGGAGAACACAAGUCUCGAGCGAUCGUUAGAUUUGUAUUAAACGCUGAGAAUUGUACAACUGGAUUGCGUUUACGGUAAUCGUUACAAGCCGAAAACGAAUUAUUAAUUCCAAAUGGAAUCGUUUGCUUGCUGAUUUUCAAUAUUUCGUUUUAUACUUUUGAAUUAGCGCGAAAAGGAAUUUAUUUCACCUAAGAAAGAAAUAAACAAAGAACGAAUUGUACAGACGCAAGCAACGAUCAAAGGCGAAACAUUUCCGUCUCGCAUCUACUUGAAUUUCAGCUUAUCUCGGCGCGCGAGAAUUAUGCAAAUCGCAAUCGAGUCGCUUGUAACAAUAACGAUAAACGCAACCUCGCGAAGAUGUAUAAUUAUUCAUUCGGCGUGCGGACUCGUUUUGCACCCAUUACCGCGAAAAUCCACACUCCCCCUCGCCCCUCCUCCCCCUUAGCCACGAAAACGGUACAGAGUCGAGCGAGCGCAAAGUCGUUAAUUAAAGUUGUCUCCCGUGCUUUCGAUACUGCUCUGUCGGUACGCAUGCACGCAGAAUGCCCGCGUUGUUCGUAUAUGAGACGAGCUUCCAUCGUGACCGUGGCGUAAAAACAAAGUAAAACGAGAAAAAGGAGGAAUUACCUGAAGCUAUCGUAAGAAACGUAUUCCUUUGCUUUUGCAACAACAACAAAACGAGUAAAGAAAAAAAAAAACGACACCGGUAUCGUCGAGUAUCGAUCUCCGCGAAUCACGAAUCACGGGUGACUGCGAACGCGCGUGCAUGGGUGUGUGUAUGUGUGUAUGCGUGCGUGGGAGUACGUUUCCGCGGUUAUAUACAUGUAAUCUUAUAAAAUAUACGUACGAGUCGUACGUAGAAAAGGUGCGAGCAAUCGUGUGCGUUUGUGUAAAUAAACUAUUUUUGGCAUUUUUGGUUACAUUUUUGCAUUCAGGAAUUACUGUAGUCGUUUUAGUGAAGCGAAUUAGGAAUCGUUUGAUCGGUACGAUGGUUUUGAUAUUGGAUAUUGGAAAAGUAGAUUUUAGUUUCGUGACAGCAGUGUCGUUGGAUCGUUUGUUUUUAAGAUAUUCUAUCUUUGGUUAUAUAAUGGAAGUAGAUUUAAUUUAAAAUUGUGAGCAUUUUUUUCCGAAUAAAUAUUCUAUAUUAAAUAUAAAUAUUUUCUCUAUAUUAACUUGGUAUUUUUGCUACAUAAAUUUAAUUUGUUCUUAUAACCAGCAAAAGUAUUAAAACCUCAAAGCAAACGAUACGUUAUAAUCUUAUUAGUUUGAUCUAAUUUUACGAUAGUUUUCGUUGUAUUAAUUGUGAAAUCUUACGUUUCACUGAAAGUUUGAACAAUUAGCGAAUUAGUAAAAACUAACACAUUUGAAAUUUAGGGGCUAUCGGUCACAUUCUAUCGAAACUUCAAUCACUGACCAAACUAAAUUUUAGUCCACUGUUAAUUUUUAACGCCUACACUGUAAUUUCAGAAUGACACCAGUCAAAAUGUUGCCUAAAACCUACCUACUUAAGUAUAUUUUAAGGACCACUGAUUUAACACCCGAUGAUCACGAAAUUUUUAUAUGAAUCACUAUACAUCAACCACCGGAGGAUAACGCGAAAAAGAAAGUGAAAAGAUUGCUCGUCUCACCUAUUUGAAAGAACGUGCCAAAUACGUGUGAAUUUUGGGGAAAAUACGUUGCGUUUUAUUUAUCAGAUACAUAUAUAUAUAUAUAUACAUACAUAUAUUUUUCGUCCUUUUAUUGGCGUUUGCAUUCGCUUCGAAUGUUUUUGAUCGACGUCGAACAGCACGGUGUCCGAUCAUAAAUAUUUGCAAUGCUGUUGCGUACGUAUUAUUCCUUAUAACGCGGCCGCGAAUUAACAAAUGCAAUGUUUACAACAACGUACGACAAGUGUUACUUCACGACUCGGUGACGAGCCAAUGAGUAACACGCGCCGUAUUUGAAUAUUUUGUAUGAACAGCGCGACUAAUUCGUAGCGGUGUUUUGUUUUAUUUGGAAGUUGAGGUGUAAUCAACUCCAGCUUCUAUAAAUUGUUCAACUUGUUCGGGAUGGAAUUUUUUUUUUCACCAAGAAAAUAUUUUACUCGUUAUUUUUCUACGUCAUGGAGGAUCAUUAUUAAAUUCAGAAUAUUUUUAUUUUUAUUGCAUUGGAAAGGUGAGACUCAAUUAUUUAGUUGGAUGAAAAUAGAAUCGUUCAAAGUGGUCGUCGAUUGAAAACAAUUGAUAUCAAAUUAUCGAAUUUUGUGAAAGGAUAAAUAUUCAAGAGUUCGAGACUCGAGAUAGAAAAUUCGAUAAUUUGAAAACAUAGAAAUGGGAAAAUUUUAGGACCUUGCAAGUUUAACUAUCCCAGAAAUUCGAUAUUUUAAACUUCACAAAUUUUUAAUGUUUGGGACGUUGAAGAUUAAAAAAUUCGAUUAUUAAGAUGUGGGUAUAUUACAAUUCUGAGAACUUAAUAGUUUUAGACUUGAUAGAAGCUUUUCAGUGAGUUGGUAAUUUCGUAUAAUUUCUGAAUUUUCUAAUUCCACGAUUAGACCAUCCCGAACGAGUUAGAUGCUUGCAAUUGUACGAAAUUCGAAUCCCAGCCGCGAGCGUGUCGUUUGAGUGAUUUACAAAAGUGGGUCGAUGACAACUACGAAAAGAAGUCAUGCAUUUAUGUGUAGAUUGUGUAAAAUACGGAAUAGGAUGAAAUGAUAUUAUUGAAAUUAUUGGAUUGUUGAAUGUAGGUGUUCACCACGGUUAUAUAAUAUAUAUAAAUAUGUAAUAGAACGUAAGUUAUAAAUACAAAGAGAAAAUCAAAUAAUAAUUAAAUCGGCCUUCCACGUUUCGGUGACACGAAUGCAAGUAUUAAUAUUCGUAGAAUGCCGUGGGAAAUCACUUCGAAACUUUAAAAAUUACCCAAAGCAACAAGAAAUGAAAAGAAUUAUCACGGCAGCCUGGUGUACAUCAAAUUUCUAUUCGUUUAUCGUUAAAAAAUUUAAUUAAAUUCAUCUGAAUGAUAAUUGCUGUAGCAAUUCCCUGGCAAAUGUAAUUGUUUCCAUUUCGUGGCAACAAUAUAAUACUUUCGUUCGCAAAAUUAACGUUACUGUCAAACGUGCAGGCGAAGGAAUGUAUAUUUGUGCUUAGAAGAAAGAAUCGUGUCGGGAAUGUAUUGUAAAAUAUUCUAAUACGUCACUCAGCUGUUAAUGGUUCCACGAGGAUGUAAAUACUUCCGUUGACGAGUCAUUCGGUUUGGCCAUUGAAAGGAUCGGAUGGAAAUCUUGGAUUUUGAAUGAGAUACCUGAGAAAUCGCAAGAGAAACACCCGAGUACAAAAGUUGAGAACAAGGUACGUCAUGCGAUCACAUACUUUUAAUUAUAGUUGGUACAUUUAUUUACUAUAAUCUUUUGUUAGUUUCUCGGUAAUUGUUAUUAUUUUUCAUAAAGAUCGGAAACGUGAAGUGGUAAAAAGUUAAAUAAUUUUGUUGUACGUUUAUAACAACUGCAAUAUUUAAAAAUAUAAAAGUACCACGCUGAUCUUAUUACGUUAAUAAGUAAGAGAAAUUGAUGAAGUUUUUACUUGUUUGUAGUAAUGUUUGUUAUAAAGUUCAUUGAAAAGUCUACGUAAAGUAUAAUUAUUUAUAUUAAUUUUGAUUUGGCCUCACUUGCAUAUCGGAAAGAUACUUUCUCGAAAUUCCCACGAUCAUUUUGAAUCGAUUUUGUCAACCGUGUGAAUUCUACUGACUCGGAAGCGAUUUUCCCUGCUUGAAAAUUUCAUUUCACGCGAGAUUAGUAACGGUAGAUUUGUUAAGAAGCGAAACUAGUAGUUCUCGACGCGUAUCCGUGUGCCGAUUUGUAAACGACGACGAAAACAAAGAAAAAAUUAUGACAAUUAAGGAUGCGAAAGUGGAUAGCCUUUUAUGAUGGACGAUCGAAUCGUCCUCUCGUGCGAAUGGUCUGGCCUUAAUAUAUAUUUUGCAAUAUAUAUAUAUAUAUACAUACAUAUAUAUAUAUAUAUAUAUAUAUAUAUAUACAUACAUUAUUUACGUAAACGAGGGACAAAAUGAAAUGGAGGCGUUUCUCCUAUUGUGAAUACGAUCAUAGUUUCCUCGAGACGGAUGUGUUUGAAGAUUACGGCGCAUCGCACACUGUACAAUAAUCACGCGCAUACACAUGUUAUAUACAAAAUACAUACCUAUAUAUAUUAUACAUAUAAUAUAAUAUAAAUAUGAGUAACGAUAUGCAUACCUGCGUCGGUGUCAUUAAAGUAAUGUUCCGUGUAACGCGAUUACGAUAACGGAAACGUUGUACUAAGCCUACUUAUGACUUUAUCGCACUGCUGGUACCAACGGAGAUAAUUAUACGAAACCGAAUAAAGAGACGAUUA